This is a messenger RNA of Pseudoliparis swirei, 930 nucleotides long. Its product is annotated as cadherin-23-like. Gene Ontology annotation, cellular component: plasma membrane; catenin complex. NCBI's taxonomy places the organism in Eukaryota, Metazoa, Chordata, Actinopteri, Perciformes, Liparidae. The record is from RefSeq and is a predicted model, not a curated record. Gene Ontology annotation, molecular function: calcium ion binding; cadherin binding. The transcript has 7 exons. Bases 1 to 930 code for a protein of 309 amino acids. Gene Ontology annotation, biological process: homophilic cell-cell adhesion.
AUGGUGCAGAGGGCAAAAACAGGAUACGAGGUGAGGAAGAUAACAGCCAUUGACCAGGACCUGGGCCGACCGAGAGGCAUCGGCUACACCAUCAUCUCAGGGAACACCAACAGCGUGUUCUCCCUGAACUACAUCAGCGGGUCUCUGACGGUGAACGGCCAGCUGGACCGAGAGAACCCGCUCUACUCCGCAGGGUUCUCCCUCACGGUCAAGGCCACCGAGCUGAAAGAGGACCGCAGUCCCUCCGAGGCGACGGUGAAGACCACGUUCACCAUCCUGCUGAUCGACAGGAACGACAACGCCCCGACGUUCAACAGAUCGGAGUACCGGGUCCUGAUCACCGAGCUGGCCCAGGUGGGCUUUGCCCUGCCCCUCUUCAUCCAGGCUGAGGACAAGGACGAGGGGGUCAACGGCAUGUUCCAGGUGGUCCUGAGGGGGAACCAUUCAGAGUACUUCACCAUCUCCCCCACGGCCGUCCAGGGCCGCGCAGACAUCAGGGUGAGGGUGGCCCUGCCCCUGGACUACGAGAACAUCCGCAGCUACAGCUUCUCCCUGUACGCCAAUGAGUCCAUGUCGGACCACGUGGGCUUCGCUCGUGUCUUCAUUGAACUCGUCAACGACAACGACAACCGACCCAUCUUCAGCCGCCCGCUCUACAACAUCAGCCUCCCCGAGGACAGCCGGGCCGGGACCUCGCUGCUCCGGGUCCUGCACCUCCCACAGGUCGGCUCCCAAACACUUCCAGAAGUGCUUGUAGAAGUCUGCCGGCAGCCUGUCCAGCAGGAGCUCUCCCAGCAGCCAUCUGACCCACAGCAGCGGUCAGCUCCUCCAGGGAGAUGCUGGCAUCGAGGGCAGCUCUCCCUCGGGGCCCAGCUGAGGAAGGUCCUGAAGCAGCUCGUCAACGCCUCUUUGUGGCUGUCCUCCUUCUGA